AGAGGAUGCAAAAUACUGAACUUCAGGGUUCAUGGCUCUAACUUGUGAGUGCGCUAGCUGGCGAGCUGGAAAAUCCAUCAUCCAUGCAGCUCGUUAUCAGGACUCAGGAGCCCGGAUUCGGGCCGGCCGAGGCUCACGAGUCACGGCCCACGCGUCCCAAGGCUCAACCUCUGGUCGAGGAUCCGCAUAAGGGAAAAUGUCCGCAUGAUAUUAGAGAACCACAGGAGCUAUAAGCAGGAUAAAUAUCCGUGCCAGAGCUUUUCAUGGACACGCUGCCCGGCAUGUGUCGUGUUGUCCAUCCUUGGCCGGUACCCUCCUGAGCUUCCUCCGGUCUUUCCUUCUUCUUUACCCUCCCCUCCCCCGCCUUUUUUUCCUUCUCUUUUCUUUCUUUCCCUUUCCCUCUCAUUGACCACUGUCUUGUCUGCCAUACAUCACGAGACAAAUCGUCACUUCGGUCCUCCUCAAACUUGCCGUCAUGCUCGCCAGAUUUCUGUGGUUGACCGCGGCCUCGGUCGCCACGGUCGCCGGCGAUGUCAUCCGGUGCGCCACUUCGGAGCCCCCCAUCGAGAACCUCGCCGACAACGCCGUAUUCGCCGUCCAGGAGGCCGAGGCCCGCGAAGGCCUGGCUACCGCUCGGUAUUCGCCUGCGCCCAUCGUCGUCCCUACCGUCUUCCAUGUCGUCUCGAUUUCCGACAGACCCCAGGAUGGCUACCUCAGUGACGAAACACUCAUGGCGCAGCUCGACGUAAUGAACGAAGACUACGCCCCCUGGAACAUCGAGUUCUCCCUUAUCAACGUCACCCGGACCAUCAACGUGGUCUGGGCCAACGAUCAGCAGGCCCUGCCCAUGCGUAGGGCCCUCCGCCAGGGCGACUACAGCACCCUCAACGUCUACUUCCUCACCAACGCCAGCGGCUACCUGGGCUACUGCACGUACCCGCGCCAAGUCGAGGAGGGGUCCGACAUCUUCUACCGCGACGGCUGCGUCGUCCUCGCCGACUCCGUCCCCGGCGGCGCCCUCACCCGCUACAACCUCGGCCGCACCGCCACCCACGAGGUCGGCCACUGGAUGAACCUCGCCCACACCUUCCAGGGCGGGUGCGGCUGCGUCGGCGACAUGAUCCACGAUACCCCGCCCUCGGCCAACCCUUCGUACGGUUGCCCUGUGGGGAAGAACUCUUGCCCUGACCGCUGGGGGAUUGAUCCUAUCCAUAACUUUAUGGAUUAUUCUGACGAUGAUUGCAUGAACGAGUUCACGGCCGGACAGGCCUGGCGCAUGCGCAGCGCUUGGAACACUUACCGCAUUAAGAGGUGAUCUGAACCACCGCUACGACACGAGAUCGGAUCAUACCAUUUACAGUUACAUGUUAACUACUGCGGCUUGUUCGAGGCCAAUGUCAUCAUCUAUGAAGCGAAAGUCCAAUUAAGGGAGAAUAGAAGAGUCCUGGUUCACAGUCACGGCCGCAUGAUACGAUCAGGCCAUGCUCGGUCAUAAAAAAUAUGCGUCUCUGAACUCAUGUUCCAGCUAUGCUGUUUCAUCUCCUCAACUCUCUUCAUAAUCAUCUGACUAGGUAUAUGUAGAUAUAGAUACACACAUGGAGUUAGUUAUGCAGAGGUGCUUACUAGAUAGGUACGUGGCAUUGAUGAGUUGCAAGAAAUCCAAGUCGGCAGUAUGAGA
Messenger RNA from Sodiomyces alkalinus F11, 1678 nucleotides. RefSeq names its product metalloprotease. The transcript has 3 exons. Gene Ontology annotation, molecular function: metallopeptidase activity. Bases 476 to 1315 code for a protein of 279 amino acids. Lineage: Eukaryota; Fungi; Ascomycota; Sordariomycetes; Glomerellales; Plectosphaerellaceae. The record is from RefSeq and is a predicted model, not a curated record.